Messenger RNA from Colletotrichum lupini, 678 nucleotides. RefSeq lists its product as uncharacterized. The transcript has a single exon. The record is from RefSeq and is a predicted model, not a curated record. The coding region runs from base 1 to 678 and encodes 225 amino acids. Lineage: Eukaryota; Fungi; Ascomycota; Sordariomycetes; Glomerellales; Glomerellaceae.
AUGGCCAACCCCCAAACCCCAUCCACCGGUGCCGGCGCCGGCGCCAACAUCCUCACACCAAACACCAACGCCUCCAACCUCAAGCCCAUCACCAAAGUCAGACUCUUGCCCUCCAAGCCCAUCCUCACCCCGCCCACGACAGCAGGCACAACCACCCCGAACCCCGGCACCAAGCCAAAGGCAAUCAAGCUCAAGCUCAAGGCCUCGUCGUCCUCGUCUCCAGCCUCCGCCGCCAGCCGCCGCCGGAAACUCCACCGCCACCAAGACGUCGCGGGCUCCCGUCAGUCUCCCGAGCCCAGGACCCCGGUACACCCAGCCGCAGCGGGGAGCCCAUCGACGACAGACACGGAGUCGACAGAGUCAACGGUCUCGGAGACGCCCACCCCAGAGGCGCCGGCAACGGCACCAGUCAGAACAUACGCCCCGAGAUUCGCAUCCCUCUACGCCACCGCCGCCCGCGUCGACCACUGGCUCAACCAGCAAGUCGCGCUCCACGCGGCCCGCGUAUCCCCCUUCUCCGCCUUCUCUGCGGCGGCGGCGGCGAACGCCGACCCCAAGCUGAAGCCGAGGAUCCUCAUCUCGACGCGGAAUCUCACGUGGAUGGAAGCGAGUAACGGCGUCUGGGUGAAAGUCCCGCUUGCGAGUUGGAAGGAGAAGCAGAUGAGGCCUAUUACCUAG